AUGGAAACUAAAUCUCAAAUGAAGUCAUAUCCAAUUAAAAGAUGUUUAAGAAACAACAGUAAACCAGAGUUCCUACAACCCAAUCUCCACCAGGCCCAAGGUUACAGAAGAAAUGGUAAAGGCUCCUCCUUGUAUCUCUGGUAUAAUUCAGCUUGUGCAAAAGCCAAGCAGUGGGGCUGGACACAAGGUCGGUGGCCCAAAAAGAGUGCUGAAUUUUUGCUGCACAUGCUUAAAAACGCAGAGAGUAAUGCUGAACUUAAGGGUUUAGACGUAGAUUCUCUGGUCAUUGAGCAUAUCCAAGUCAACAAAGCACCUAAGAUGCGCCGCCGGACCUACAGAGCUCAUGGUCGGAUUAACCCAUACAUGAGCUCUCUCUGCCACAUUGAGAUUAUCCUUACGGAAAAGGAACAGAUUGUUCCUAAACCAGAAGAGGAGGUUGCCCAGAAGAAAAAGGUAUCCCAGAAGAAACUGAAGAAACAAAAACUUAUGGCACGGGAGUAAAUUCAGCAUUAAAAUAAA
Symphalangus syndactylus (siamang) is the source of this 519-nucleotide messenger RNA. RefSeq names its product large ribosomal subunit protein uL22-like. Lineage: Eukaryota; Metazoa; Chordata; Mammalia; Primates; Hylobatidae. Gene Ontology annotation, biological process: cytoplasmic translation. Gene Ontology annotation, molecular function: structural constituent of ribosome. The record is from RefSeq and is a predicted model, not a curated record. Gene Ontology annotation, cellular component: cytosolic large ribosomal subunit; ribosome.